AUGGAGAAAGUUCUUAGAUCAUUGGAUCCAAAAUUUGAGCAUAUUGUUACCGUCAUCGAGGGGACAAAAGACUUGGAGGCUAUGACUAUAGAGCAACUUCUUGGGUCAUUGCAAGCCUAUGAAGAAAAGAAGAAGAAGAAGGAAGAUAUCGCAGAACAAGUACUCAAGAUGCGUAUCGAUCAUGAUAAAGAAGAAGGUGGUCGAAGCCAUCCAAGACGAGGCGGGAGUCAAGCCCGAGGACGAGGUCGUGGAUAUGGAAAAGGACGACGUUGGAGACCAAAUGAAGACCGCACCAACAAAAGAAGAGAAAAUUCAUCAAGAGGCGGUGGAAGAGGAAGUCCAAAAUCAAGGUACGAUUAG
Molecule: messenger RNA, 360 nt
Organism: Microthlaspi erraticum
Lineage: Eukaryota; Viridiplantae; Streptophyta; Magnoliopsida; Brassicales; Brassicaceae
Source: the annotation of a GenBank genome assembly